UUCUCCAGCGUCCGAUCCCCGUUUCCCACGAAUCCCACUCUACUCCUCCAUCUGCGGCCUCCUCCAUGCACCUGCCCCCUUCUCUCUCCUCCUUGCUUCCCCGCGCGCACGUUUUUACAAGGUGCCUACGGCGCGUCAACACGCUGCGCGCCCGCCACCUUCCGAUUCCCGGCCGCGCCUCCCUAAGCUCUGACGUGAUCGAUGCCGUGUGCUUCGUCUUGGUGGAAUUAGGGUUUCGGCGGAGGCGACCGGUCGCCGACGAUGGCGGACGACAGCGGCAGCCACGAGGGCGGCGGCGGCGACGACGACGUCCGGGAGCAGGACAUGUUCUUGCCUAUUACCAGCAUCACCCGGAUCAUGAAGAAGGCCGUCCCGGCCAAUGCCAAGAUCACUAAGGACGCUAAGGAGAUAAUGCAGUACUGCGUCUCCGAGUUCAUAUUCUUUGUGACGAGCGAGGCGAGGGAGAAAAGCAAAAAGGAGGAGCGUAAGAGAAUCAACGUGGACGAUUUGCUCUGGUCAGUGGAUACGGCAGGAUUCGAGUACGUGGAGCUUCUCAGGAUUUGCCUACAAAAGUACAGAGAGACGGGGGUAUGCGAUUUUUAUGCUUUUAUUUAUUUAUCUGUUUAUUAUUUUGUCCGAACAACAUGUAUUUGACCUUGCUUUGUCUGAACUGUAGAAGUGC
Messenger RNA from Zea mays, 682 nucleotides. NCBI's taxonomy places the organism in Eukaryota, Viridiplantae, Streptophyta, Magnoliopsida, Poales, Poaceae. The record is from RefSeq and is a predicted model, not a curated record.